AUGCGAUUCCUCUAUACCAUCAUCGCCGCUGUUUCGCUGUUUGUCGCUGGGACUGCUGCUGCCAACACGCAGUUCUGCACGCAGGACCAAAAGCAACUCGCGAACAAGCUGCACGAACAGAACGAGGACCCGGCCAAGUCGUGCUAUCGAACUGCCAACGGCGACAUCACGACCCUCACUACGACUCGCCUGUGUCCGCUGCCAGAGUGCGUGGCUUGGCUCGAGUAUAUGGCGGCAAACGCCCCGGACUGCUACUACGACAGCACCAACUACGCGACGGCGUACGCUGCCAAGAGUGCGGCCUGCACCGGCGGGUCGAGUGAAAGCGCCAGCGGAAGCUCAAGUGGAAGUCUAUCGUUGAGCUUGAGCUCUAGUGGGAGUGAAACCUCAGCAGAUUUACUCAACAAGACCAGCAGCGGUAGUCUUGAAACUAUGAGUGAAGAUCGAGACCUCAACACGACGGACUCACGCAAUGGCUCCAGUGACAGCUCUACAGUCGGAAGCAUGGCAAGCGUUGGCGGGAACGUUGGUUCCUCGUCCAGCGAUCUUGAGAUUGAUACAACAGCAGCCCCGACGCCCACCCCGACCGAAGACCUGACAAUUGAAGACUCGCCCAGCGCUGGAGCCAGUGACUCUUCCAACAGCUCAACACCCACCCCGACGACGAAUGCCGCCGCCUCGUUGGAUUCAAUUCAUUCGCUUGUCGCGGUGCUCUUUAUCGCAGCUGCUGCUAUAGUGAUCGAGCAGUAG
Molecule: messenger RNA, 750 nt
Organism: Phytophthora sojae
Lineage: Eukaryota; Oomycota; Peronosporomycetes; Peronosporales; Peronosporaceae
Exons: 1
Coding region: 1-750 (249 amino acids)
Source: RefSeq, a predicted model, not a curated record